This is a messenger RNA of Salmo salar (Atlantic salmon), 2421 nucleotides long. The record is from RefSeq and is a predicted model, not a curated record. Lineage: Eukaryota; Metazoa; Chordata; Actinopteri; Salmoniformes; Salmonidae.
CAGCGACUAAAACAUGUCUGUGGAUUAUCUCUUCCUCUGUCCAGGAGUCGUCAGUCUCUGAAGGUCAGAGAGCACAAGGUUCUGGGUCCGUAUGUGGAUGGCCUGUCACAACUGGCCGUCACCAACUUUGAGGACAUUGAGGUGUUGAUGUCGGAGGGGAAUAAGUCGCGGACGGUGGCGGCCACCAAUAUGAAUGAGGAGAGCAGUCGUUCCCACGCCGUUUUCAGCAUCAUCGUCACACAGACACUCUACGACCUGAAGUCUGGGAACUCAGGGGAGAAGGUGAGCAAGAUGAGCCUGGUGGAUCUGGCUGGUAGUGAGCGUGUGUCUAAAACUGGAGCUGCAGGGGAGAGGCUGAAGGAGGGCAGCAACAUCAACAGGUCUCUUACCACACUGGGCUGUGUGAUCUCUGCGCUGGCGGACCAGUCUGCGGGGAAGGGGGGGAAGAAUAAGUUUGUUCCUUACAGAGACUCUGUCCUCACCUGGCUCCUCAAGGACAACCUGGGUGGCAACAGUAAGACGUGUAUGAUCGCCACGGUGAGCCCAGCAGCUGAUAACUACGAGGAGACGUUGUCCACGCUGCGUUACGCAGACCGCGCCAAGAGGAUCGUCAACCACGCCGUCGUCAAUGAAGACCCCAACGCACGGAUCAUCAGAGAGCUCCGGGAGGAAGUGGAGAAACUCAGAGUACAGCUCUCUCAGGCUGAGUCUCUAAAGGCUCCAGAGCUGAAGGAGAGGCUUCAGGAGUCAGAGAAGCUGAUCCAGGAGAUGACUGUUACCUGGGAGCAGAAACUACGCAACACAGAGGAGAUCGCUACGGAGCGUCAGCAGCAGCUAGAGAGUAUGGGGAUCUCCCUGGAGACGUCUGGGAUCAAAGUUGGAGAGGACAAAUGCUUCCUGGUCAACCUGAACGCAGACCCCGCCCUCAAUGAGCUGCUGGUCUACUACCUAAAGGAACACACGCGUGUGGGUGCAGACACCUCUCAGGACAUCCAGCUGUUUGGGAUUGGUAUCCAGUCAGAACACUGUGUGUUGGAGAUCAGCCCAGACGGAGGGGAGGUCACCCUCACCCCUAUAGAGAAUGCCAGAACCUGUGUGAAUGGAACCAUGACUGAGUCCUUGGUCCACCUGUGGCAUGGAGACCGCAUAUUAUGGGGCAACAACCACUUCUUCAGGAUAAACCUGCCUGGGCGGAAGCGGCGUGAGCGUGUGAAGGAGCUGGAGAGGGAACGUGCAUCCCCCAGGGAGAGCUUUGUAGAGGUAGGAGAGACAGCCAGCGAGGCCUCCUCAGAACAGGACUACAGCUAUGAGUUCGCCCAGACGGAGGUCAUGAUGAAGACCCUGGGAAACAACGAUCCCAUGCAGAACGUGGUCCAGGUGUUAGAGAAGCAGUACCUGGAGGAGAAGCGCACGGCGCUGGAGGAACAGAGGAUGAUGUACGAGAGAGAGCUGGAGUCACUACGGCAACAGCUGUCUCCUGAGAGGACCAAUCAGCACCAGCGAUCCAGCAGCGACCGCCUCACCUUCCCCACACACACACCAUCACACCACAGCAAGAUACGCCCCUGGACUGAGGAGAGGGACGAGCUGUUUCGACAGAGUCUGUCCAGGCUGAAGGAGCAGGUUGUGAAGGCAAACACCCUGGUGAGAGAGGCCAACUUCCUGGCAAAGGAGAUGAACAAACUGACUGACUACCAGGUCACCCUCCAGAUCCCUGCAGCUAACCUCAGUGCCAACCGCAAGCGUGGAGCCAUAGUGAGUGAACCAGCCAUCCAGGUGAGGUGGAAAGGCAAGGAGACACAGGUUUGGACCAUCGACAAGCUGGAGAACAAACUAGUGGACAUGAGAGACCACUACAGAGACUGGAAGGAGGGAGCUGAGGACACGAAUACCAAGCUGAACAACCACAAGCAGCACAGUGAGUCCUUCUAUGAAGCUCAGGAGAACCACAACCUGAUAGGAGUGGCCAACGUCUUUCUGGAGUGUCUUUUCCAUGAUAUCAGACUACAGUACGCUGUUCCUAUCAUCAGCCAGCAGGGGGAGGUAGCCGGCAGGCUCCACGUAGAGCUGGUGCGUGUCGGCGCGGUGCCGGAGCGGCUGGAGGGAGGAGAUGACUCAUCAGAGAACUCCAGCGAGAGCAGCAUCUACGAUGUCAUGGACAGUCAGGGAGAGAUGGUCCACAUGGCCAGGAGACUCACCUGCAGGGUGCGUAUCAGGGAGGCCACGGGGCUGCCUGUCAACCUGUCCAACUUCGUCUUCUGCCAGUACACCUUCUGGGAGGGGGCGGAGCCUACAGUGGCCCCGCCCAUGGUCAGCCCAGACACGCCCACCACGCCCGCACCCCCGACGCCCAGUUCACCGUCCGCUCGACCACUGCAAGGACUCUUCAACUGGGAUUUCUGGAAAACCAAUGAAUUUUAG